Pseudogymnoascus destructans is the source of this 2094-nucleotide messenger RNA. RefSeq lists its product as uncharacterized. Lineage: Eukaryota; Fungi; Ascomycota; Leotiomycetes; Thelebolales; Thelebolaceae. Bases 1 to 2094 code for a protein of 697 amino acids. The transcript has 6 exons. The record is from RefSeq and is a predicted model, not a curated record.
AUGCUGGAGGUGGCAGUCCCGUGCGAGGCGUGGCCCGAGUUGAGGUUAAAGAGCAAGGCAGAGGUCGAUUCCGUAGCAGACCGAAUCCACGAGUUGCGGAGGAAGCAUUUGUGCGAGGGGUCAUUCUCACCCACGUCGAGCAUUUUGACGCAGUUGGCCAUGGGGAAGAAGUUCAACAAAACACACCAGUCGCCAUCCAACAUCCAUUGGUCUGACGAUGAGAAGGUUAUAAACUACUUGGGCCAGCCGGUGGUGUUGGAUAAGGUGAAGGCGAUGUGCCACGCGUUGAUUGUGGAGUUGCAAGCAUUGAUGGGGGUGUUGACGUUCGGAUGUGAUGUGAAGGCCAUUGAUUUGGAUCGGAUCAUGGACAGCAUGGCGUGGAGCCAGUCGUUCCGUCAGCAGGACUUCAGCUUCGUCGAGCAUGUGCAGAACCAGGACCAGGUCGGGGUUGGUUAUCGGUAUUUGUUGGAGCGAGCGCAGAGGGGUGGUGGGGGGUGGAGGUUGCUACGAAACAACCGAGCGACGCAAGCAGCCGAAUGGUUCCGGCCGCAGGUGGAGAAGUAUCUGAUAAAGGAGGGACAGUUCUUACGGAAGCUGAUGGUGUGCAUGCACGUAACGGGUGGGCAGCCCGGACGCGGGCCCGAGUUGGGUUCGGUGAAGGUGAGCAACAGUGUUUAUUCAGCCCGGAACAUAUACGUGGUCAACGGGCGGAUGUGCUUCUUAACCAUGUAUGACAAGGCACGGAAGAGACGGGGGAACACAGAGUACAUUGUACGGUGUCUGCCGGACGAGGUGGGACAGGUGUUGGCACAGUAUCUGGUAUACGUGCGUCCAUUUGCGCGGGCAUUGGAUCAGCGAGAGUCAGAGUAUUUGUUUGGGGACAGACGAGGGCCGUGGGCUGGCGAGGAGCUGAGCAGGGCAUUGGCGUCCGCUAGCAAGGUGCACGUGGGUGUGCGCUUGACAGUGUCUGCAUGGAGGCAUGUGGCGAUUGGGAUUGCCACAAGGCAUUUGAUGCGGGCAAGCAAGACGUGGGAGAAGGAGCAUGAGGAGGCUGAGGACGGGGAGGAUUUUGCAGAGGGGGAUGACGACGAGGAGCUGGAGCUGGACACGUUCCGUCACAUCAUGGUCCGGCAGUCUGGACAUGGACGGCGAGUAGCACAAGCGCACUACGCGGCGUCGAUGGCAUGGCACGGGUUAUGGGAGCUGGGGGGGGGAGGGAUUCCCAAGGUCAAGGCCAGACACAGACGCGAAGCCAGCCAGCAGUUAACCAUGCGGCCAGUGAAGAGAGAGAGGAUGGGAGGGCCAGCGCCAUCGUUGGUUGGAUUGCAGCGCAUAUACCACAACAUCAAUGCCAAACCACGGUCGGAAGGUCAGGCGGCAGCGUUGGAAUUGGUGCACCACCCAUCCCCCAUACAGCCAUUGAUCAUUGUGUUGCCGACGAGCAGCGGGAAGUCGGCGUUGUUUUUUUCCGUAGCAGCGAUGACGCGUCAGCAAACACCGUGGGAGGCAGCUGGGUUGGAUUGCGAGGAGUGGGUUGACGAGCAGUCCGGGCAUGAGUUGCGGCAGUUGAUUGUGGUCAGCGCAGACCGAGCAGUGCAGGGCGAGUUUUUGCAUUACGCAAAGGGGUUGGAAAUAGAAGGACGGUUGGCCCAUGUGUUUUUCGACGAGUGCCACGUUGCGUACACGGACACAUCGUACCGGGAGCGGUUACGAGAGUUGUGGAUGUUGCGGUAUUUGAACUGCCCAUUUACCGGGUUGACGGCGACAUUGAUGGUUCAGUUGGAGGACGUGUUGAAGGAGCGGUUGGACAGCAAGGAUGAGGCACCAUCCGACAUUGCCGUAAAGCAUGUGCAGCAGGUGACGCUGGGCCGUGGGAAGCGAGGGUCAUAUACGUGCGGAGUUAUGACACGGACGAUAAGGGGGAGGUUUACGGCGAUGGGCGAGCGGGAGGGUGGAUGGAUUGUUGCGACGGGGGCAUUGGGGACGGGAAUCAACAUUGAGGGGAUCAUGAUGAUUGUUCACGUGGGUCGCGUAUGGGUUGACGAGCUUCGUGCAGCAGUCUGGGCGUGGAGGGCGAGGUGGGGAGGUGAGUGA